AUGAAUGUGUCUAAAGUCCUUAUAAUAUUCUCAGCACUUCUCACUAUUUUCCUUGCUGAAGCUGCUGAAAAUGUCGAGGAAUUCUCUCGCUCGCGUGCGAUGCUGAGGCAGGAGGAGAAGACAAUGGAGGAGGCUCUGUUGAUAUUCUUCGAGGAGUUGCGAUGUCGCCUGGGCAUGGCGAUGGAAGAUUUAGGUCUGCCCGCGAUGGAUCCCUUCACGGAGGAAUUUAUGGAAUUUGAAUUGGAUCACGAGCUGGGGAGCAUCACUGGGUCGCUUGCCAAUCUCAGAGUUGAUGGAUUAUCGGAUUUUACGGUGAAUGAUUUGGCCUUUAACAUGGACAAUCUUGAUUUCUGGUUGGACGUGAGCCUGCCCAGACUUUCGCUAUCAGGCGCAUACGAUAUCGAUGGUGUACUGGGUGGAUUAUUGCCAGUGUAUGGAAAUGGAAAUUUUUCUAUUGUCCUGACGGAAAUGCACACAGUGAUAAAUGCGACAAUAGACUAUGAUGGAAUCGAUGUGACGUGGGCAAUGCCGGAAUUUGGCAUGGACUUUCGUCUGGGAAAUUUAACCACGACCAUUGAAAAUUUAUUCAAUGAUGACGAAUUGUCGGACUUCUUCAAUUUGGCAUUCACAACGCUGGGCAGUGAAAUUGUUGAUGUGAUGUUUCCGGAAAUUGAACCACAAAUUGCAGACGUGGCCAAACAAAUGACACCAGAUUUGUUCAAUGGAAUGACAAUCAAUGAAUUUUUGGACAUUAUUUUCCUUAUUGAACCCUUUCUGCCCGAGAUGCCGGAAGGUGAGGUUUGCGAGUACGAGAUAAACUACCCGUGA
Molecule: messenger RNA, 828 nt
Organism: Phlebotomus argentipes
Lineage: Eukaryota; Metazoa; Arthropoda; Insecta; Diptera; Psychodidae
Exons: 1
Coding region: 1-828 (275 amino acids)
Source: RefSeq, a predicted model, not a curated record